CGGCAGCAGCGAGCGCCGCGUGGAGUCACGUGACAUCCCGAGGCGCAAGAUGGCGGCGGAGAAGUUGAGGUUCCACGAGAUGGGACUGGAUGAGAGAGUCUUACAGGCAAUUGCAAACCUCAAUUGGGCUGAACCGACUUUGAUCCAAGAAAAAGCCAUUCCUCUGGCACUUGAGGGAAAGGAUCUCCUUGCUAGAGCACGUACAGGGUCAGGAAAAACUGCAGCAUAUGCUAUCCCCAUCAUAGAGCAUCUUCUUAACACUAAAAAGUCAGUCUGUGAACAAGCAGUGCGAGCUCUCGUGUUGGUACCUACAAAGGAAUUAGGUCAACAGGUGCAGCAGAUGAUCCGACAACUCACUUCGUAUUGUGUUCGAGAUGUUCAAGCGGCUGAUGUCUCGGGGCAGGUGGAUAUAUCAGCACAAAGGCCUAUAUUAAUGGAGAAACCUGACAUAGUAAUUGGCACACCCUCCCGAAUUCUGCUACAUCUGGAACAACACACUCUGAACCUCUCCACCUCACUGGCGAUGCUCGUGAUUGAUGAGGCUGAUCUCCUCUUCUCGUUUGGAUUUGAAAAUGACCUAAAAAACCUGCUGGGGCACCUUCCAAAGAUUUACCAGGCGUUCUUGAUGUCAGCCACAUUUAAUGAGGAUGUUCAGACACUUAAGGAGUUGGUGCUUCACAAUCCAGUGAUUCUGAAGUUGAAGGAGUCGCAGCUUCCAGAUAGCUCACAGCUGAUCCAAUACCACAUUAAAUGCGAGGAGGAGGAGAAAUUCCUUCUGAUUUACACAUUACUCAAACUCUCCCUUGUCCGUGGCAAGACCAUAAUUUUUGUGAAUUCCAUUGAUAGAUGCUACCGGCUGAAACUAUUCUUGGAACAGUUCAGCAUUUUGUCAUGCGUGCUAAACUCGGAAUUACCAGUACACUCAAGGUGUCAUAUCAUCAGUCAGUUUAAUCGGAGUUUGUAUGAUUAUAUCAUUGCCACGGAUGAACAUUUUCUCACAGAUGCAACUAGCUCAGAGAAGCAAAAGACAAAAAGGCAACGUAGUAAAAAAGCAAAAGCCAAGGAUCGUGAAUAUGGGGUUUCACGAGGCGUGGAUUUUUAUAACGUAUCGAAUGUUAUUAACUUUGACUUCCCACCUUCAGUGGAGUCCUAUAUACAUCGUGUUGGCAGGACAGCCCGUGCGGAUAAUCAGGGAACAGCAUUGACAUUUGUAUCUCAUACAGAGUUGCCAUUGCUACAGAAUGUGGAGGAUGCACUUGCUGGAGACAAUUUGGAUUGUGUUCUGAAGCCAUACCAAUUUCGCAUUGAGGAGAUUGAGGGCUUCCGCUAUCGGUGUAAGGAUGCUAUGCGUUCAGUUACAAAACAAUCGAUUAAAGAGGCUCGCAUCAAGGAAAUCAAACAGGAACUGCUCAACUCUGAGAAACUGAAGACCUAUUUUGAGGACAAUCCUCGGGACUUCAAUUUGUUGCGACAUGAUAAACCUCUGCAUCCUGCUAUUGUGAAGCCACAUUUGAAGAAUGUACCAGAUUACUUGAUUCCACAAACCCUCAAAGGAAUCGCGAACCCCCUCAUCAGUAAAAGAAAAAGGUGGAGAAGAAAGGUCACAGGAAUAUCAACUCAAAAAGGCAGAAAGCCAAACAUGAAGCGCAAUCCGCUCAAGCAUUUCACAUCUCAAGGGAAGAAGCCAAAGGCAAAAAGUGCAAGUUAAAACAGAGCUUGCAGAGGCCAUCAAGAACAGCAUGUGACUUGGCAGAAUUUAAAACUGUUGUGUCUGUGUGCCUUCAUUUCAGGCCCAGCUGAAUGCAGGAGUAUGACUUUGACACCAAAGUUGUUUUGGAGGUGACCGCAUGGUGUGUGUUUCUAGUUUGAUAUCAUUGGUAGUAGGCAUUAACACUGAAAUAUUUAUCAAUUUGGGUGGAGUUACAAGCUUUCUGUAUAUCAUGAAUUUUUAAAAUUUUAUUUUGGUGAGGCAUUUUUGAAAUGAACAUGGUAGUUUAACCCUAACUCAGUUUAUUGGAACUGUUGUCCCCUGCAAGUCCAAGAGAUUGAAAAUGCCAUUUGCAAGCAUGUCUCUCCUGUUCUCAGCCAGUGCCACUAUGCUGCACAGACACUGUGAUUGUGCAUCGAUGCCACAUGUGCAAUUGGGUGUUCCAGACUGCAUAGCAGAAGCAAUUUUCUCCCUUGAUAUCAAAUGAGAUCACCACACUGAUCCCUGGUUUUCACAUAUAGGUGUACAAACUUGUUAAUAUGUCAGCUCAAGUUUACGAUAAAACCACAGCAAAGAUGAUUUCUUUGGUUAAAUCAUAUGAAGAGGACCAACGAGCGAGUGUCUUGACAUAAAUUCUAAAAUUUUAUGACUGGAUUUGUCUUCCUGCUCGAUGAUUGUCUCAGGCUGAAGAAUCUUGCAUCUUCCUGCUCUGCUGAAUGACAAGUAUUCAUAUUAUGUUGGAUAAUUCUUGACUCUUGGUGGAUGGGAGUUUGUGGAGUUGUUCGAUGCAAUAUGACUGAAUGGCACUGCCAUGGAGUGCCAAGUAGUCAGUUUUUCUUCAUUUAAAAUGUUUGGAUGUUUUGGUUUCUUUCUCUGCUCUGUAUCUUCCUACUGAGCAUAUGUUUUGUUAUUUACAGAUAUUGACUGAUGUUCUCUGUGUUUCAAGCAAUUGAAAUUUUCCAAGAUUUUCUAAUUUUAACUUGAAAGAGACUUAAUAUUAUUUCAGAUUUCUUUUUGUAGAGAUGAUUGCACUUUCAAUCACAGGACAGUAUGCAAGGUGGUCUUGAAGCUGGGAAGAGAUAAAUUGCAAGUUGUAAGCAAUGUGAAAUUGUAAUAAAAGACCAUCUGAAAAGUGGUUAUUACUCUC
Messenger RNA from Stegostoma tigrinum, 2855 nucleotides. It is a transcript of the gene ddx56, whose product is annotated as DEAD (Asp-Glu-Ala-Asp) box helicase 56. The coding region runs from base 50 to 1708 and encodes 552 amino acids. The transcript is spliced from 14 exons. NCBI's taxonomy places the organism in Eukaryota, Metazoa, Chordata, Chondrichthyes, Orectolobiformes, Stegostomatidae. The record is from RefSeq and is a predicted model, not a curated record. Gene Ontology annotation, cellular component: nucleolus. Gene Ontology annotation, molecular function: RNA helicase activity; ATP binding; nucleic acid binding.